AGGUGUCAUCAUAAGUUUUCCUUCCUUUCCUCAUAAUUUUCAUCCAGCAACAAAUUCAUGGGCAACUAAGAAAAUAUAUCACCGAAUCUAGGACUGAAAAGUCCAUUCAAAUGUACAAGAUUCCAAUAUGGCGUCCAUAUGAAAAAACAAAGUUGGUGAUGCAAGACGAAAGAAGAAAUGUCGAAUUGAAAACUCGACUACGCCAUCUUGUAGAGGGAAUACGUUACAAUGACAAGCUUCCGCAAAUUCCAUUCUUUUGAAAAUGAGACCAAAGGAGUUAAAAGCAAAGUAAGUAAAAUAAAAUAUGAACUAUACGCUGUGUAAAUGAAAGUCUCGUCUAAUUAGCAUACCAUCCGAGGACCGAUUCAACA
Molecule: messenger RNA, 371 nt
Organism: Acanthoscelides obtectus
Lineage: Eukaryota; Metazoa; Arthropoda; Insecta; Coleoptera; Chrysomelidae
Source: the annotation of a GenBank genome assembly